Messenger RNA from Fundulus heteroclitus (mummichog), 2206 nucleotides. RefSeq names its product poly(A)-specific ribonuclease (deadenylation nuclease) (gene parn). Gene Ontology annotation, biological process: nuclear-transcribed mRNA poly(A) tail shortening. The record is from RefSeq and is a predicted model, not a curated record. Gene Ontology annotation, molecular function: poly(A)-specific ribonuclease activity; RNA binding; metal ion binding. Lineage: Eukaryota; Metazoa; Chordata; Actinopteri; Cyprinodontiformes; Fundulidae. The coding region runs from base 109 to 2157 and encodes 682 amino acids. Gene Ontology annotation, cellular component: cytoplasm; nucleus. The transcript has 26 exons.
GUUUGUCGGACAGUGAGGAGAGUGGUACCACACCGGAAGUGUUGGUCGAGCAGUUAAAAGCCACUUGACAAAGGCUAGCCGAGGUUAGCCGUCAGUCGCUCUGCAGGGAUGGAGGUUACACGCCAAAAUUUUAAAGACUGCUUAAGCACGGUGUACAGCGCCAUAGACGAGGCCGACUUUCUCGCCAUCGACGGGGAAUUUUCGGGCAUAAGCGACGGUCCAAAUGUCAGCGCGUUGACCAAUGGGCUGGAUACACCCGAAGAGCGAUAUGCGAAGCUCAAAAAGCAUUCCAUGGAUUUUCUCAUGUUCCAGUUUGGAUUGUGUACAUUCAAAUACGACCAGGCAAAGUCAAAGUAUAUUACAAAGACUUUUAACUUUUAUGUUUUUCCGAAACCAUUUAAUAGGACAUCUCCUGACGUAAAGUUCAUCUGUCAAAGUUCCAGCAUUGACUUCCUGGCAAGCCAGGGGUUUGACUUCAACAAGGUAUUCGGUCAUGGAAUCCCAUACCUAAAUCAAGAAGAGGAAGCUCACCUGAGAGAGCAGACGGAAGAAAGGAGAAACCAGCACGCUAAUGGUCUCGGGACGCCUUCCUUUAUCUCCCCGUCAUCUUCCAAAGUCCCUGCACACGUACCCGACGACCAGAAGGACUACAUCAACAAAGUGGUGGAGAAGGUUGAGGCGCUCAUCAAUGAAAAUGGAAAGACUCUGAACUUGGACCCAUGUACAGGGUUCCAGAGAAAACUGAUAUACCAAACAAUAAGCUGGAAGUUUCCGAAAGGUCUUCACGUGGAAACCUUGGAAACAGAAAAGAAGGAGCGAUAUAUUCAGAUCAGUAAAGUUGACGAGGAGGAGAGGAAGAGGAGGGAGCAACAGAAACUGGAGAAAGAGCAGGAGGAGCUCAAUAAUGCCGUGGGCUUCUCCAGAGUCAUCCACGCCAUCUCUAAAUCUGGUAAACUUGUCGUUGGCCACAACAUGCUUUUGGACGUGAUGCACACCAUCCACCAGUUCUACUGUCCGCUGCCAGAGGACCUCCAAGACUUUAAAGAGGUUACGAUGUGCGUCUUCCCAAGACUAUUGGACACGAAGCUGAUGGCCUCCACUCAGCCGUUUAAGGAGCUCAUCAAUAACACAUCUCUGGCAGAGCUCGAAAAACAAGUGAAAGAGGCUCCGUUUAAGCCACAGCAAGUUGAAGCUGCAGAGGGGUUCCCCAGUUACGACACGGCCCAGGAGCAGCUCCACGAGGCGGGAUACGACGCUUACAUCACCGGCCUGUGUUUCAUCUCCAUGGCCAACCAUCUGGGUUCUUUCCUAACGCCGCCGAAAGCUUACAUCUCUCCGCGAUCUAAACUAGUUGAACCUUUCUUCAACAAGCUCUUCCUGAUGAGGAUUAUCGAUAUACCCUACCUCAACAUCACAGGACCAGAUUUGCAACCCAAGAGAGACCACGUCCUGUAUGUGACCUUCCCUAAGGAGUGGAAGACGAGCGACCUCUACCAGCUCUUCAGUGCCUUUGGUAACAUCCAGGUGUCUUGGAUCGACGACACUUCAGCCUUUGUCUCUCUAAGUCAGACAGACCAGGUACAGAUAGCUAUGAACACCAGCCGCUACGCAGAGAGCUACAAGAUCCAGACCUAUGCAGACUACGUCCAGGGGAGGCAGCAGGAGAAGGAGAAGCUCGGCCAGCCAACCAAAACCUGGGGAGACGACGGCUGGGUGAAGCCUCACUACCCGUCCUCCACUACUUCUGGCUUCGUUUAUCCCAGGAGGAAACGCAGCAUCAGUCCCCUCCAGGGGGAGCAGCGAGGCGAAGACGGCGUCAGCGGAGACGGCUGGAACCACUACUCCUUCCCCGACGGCGCUGGCAGCAAAAAGAUGAAAUUUGAUGAUGUUGGUGGACAGGCCAGCGAAGCUGUGGAGAGCAAGACGUCAGAAGGAUGGCUAAAGAUGACAGAUUCAUCGUAUUCAGCCGAAACGAGUCCGGUCCCAGACUGCAAAAGUCCCGAGGCAGACGCAGACCCAGGCAGCCGUACCGAUGGGACGGCCAGCUGGCAUCAGACGCCAACGGUGAAAGGAAGGAAAGGUCAAAAGAGCAAGAAGAAGAAGUCUGACGCCUCCGACUCUGCAGCCUCCCUGUUCGAAGUGCCAGAAGUCUGGUAAAGCGGCGAGAGCGACGGUCCCACGCCGGCCGGCGCUCCUUCAACAGAGU